AUGAGCCAACAAAUAUCAUCAGAGCAACUCCAACAAAUGCUUACCCUCAAUGCCAAGAUGGCAGGUGAGGCUGGUCAGAUCUUCAACUACUACCAUGUUGUCUUUAACCAGAUGUUGAGCGAAAUUAAGAAAGACCCAAGCGCUGGUCUGUCAGUCCCAACUCUUUCAUCGAUUUUCAGCUUGCCAUCACCAGCAGUUGCACCACAGACACCUGUUGCCAAGCCUACAAAGAAGAGAGCAACAAAGAAGACUGAUACCAAUGGCAAUGCUACCGCCCCAGCCACUCCAGCUCCAGCUGCAGUAGCCCCAACCACCCCAGUCACAGACAAGAAGAGAAAGGCACCAGAGACACCAGCAGAUAGUCCAUCCGACGAGCCAAAGAAGAGAGGCAGAAAGAAGAAGUCCGAUGAGCAAAAGGCUGCCGACGCCGCCAAGAAGGCUGAGGAGAAGAAGCUGGAGGCCGAGAAGAAGAAGAAGGAGAAGGCUGAGAAGGCCAAGCGCAACGAGCCCGAGGACGAGGACUCUUCCUCAGAUGCGCCAGUCACCCCAAAGAAGCCAGUCUCCACUCCAAAGAAGAAGGUCACUGCCAAGGCUGCCUCACACUCAUCCGACUCUGACAAUUAA
Molecule: messenger RNA, 624 nt
Organism: Acytostelium subglobosum LB1
Lineage: Eukaryota; Evosea; Eumycetozoa; Acytosteliales; Acytosteliaceae
Exons: 4
Coding region: 1-624 (207 amino acids)
Source: RefSeq, a predicted model, not a curated record